AUGGGCGACGCCGGUCCCCCGACGCCGGAUCCGCUCCUGCAAGAGCGCAAGGGCGCCGCUGUCGACGAUGGCCAGGUCGGGCCGGAUGGAGCGACGCCGCUCAGGGAGGUCAAGGUGCUUGUCACGGGGUUUGGGCCAUUUAAAUCCUUCCUCAUAAAUCCCUCCUGGUUAAUCGCCUCGGCGCUGCCCGAGGAGCUUUAUCCCUCUCCAUCUACGACCUCCCCUCAGAAAUCGCCAGGGUACAAAAUCAAACUGAUCGUCUACCCCUCCGCGAUCCGAGUCUCCUACUCGACCGUCUCCACCACCGUACCCAGUCUCAUCACGACCCACGACCCGGAUUUCAUCCUGCACAUCGGCAUGGCUGGCGGGCGCGACUGCUACUCCCUCGAAACCCGUGGGCACAGGGACCACUACCGGAUCAAGGACGUGGACGACUGCGACGGCUUCACGUGGGGCGAGAACCGGUGGAAAACCGAGGGGAUCCCGGAAGUGCUGUUCGUCGGGUGGGACGAGGUCGACGUGUUGGCUCGGUGGGAGGACGGUGUACAGAUGGGACUGCGUGAGCGAGGAUUCUUGGGAACGGGGGAGGUGGAGAAGAUAUUGUCGGACACUGCUGCAAAGGAGGCCGAAACGCCAGCCCCACGAGCCGCUGUGCCGCUCAUUCCUGUCGGACGAGCAAACAUACCCAUGAACCUGAUGUGGGGAACGAGUAAUAUGCCCGUGUCGUCGACCAAGGCGGAUGAACAUAGGAGAAAAGCCGUGGUCAAGUUGUCUUGCGACGCCGGCCGGUUUCUGUGCGAGUAUGCCUUGUUUGAGAGCUUGAGUCGGAGAUGGUUGGACGCGCAGAGACACUGGGACGGUGACAAUGAUGCCGACAAAGGAGAUCAGCAAGCGACUGCGGAUCACAAACAAACUGAAUCGUCGGCUUUCUCGUCGACCUCGCCCGAGGUCAACGCCUCUUCCAGCUCUCCUCGGUCCGACUCAGACGUGGCGCUGGAGCGCGUCGGCAAGGUGGCUUUCCUGCACGUGCCGGGCUGGACGGGCUUGGAGGAUAUCAACCGCGGCGUGAUGGUCGCUGAAGAGGCGAUCCGCGCGUUGGUUGGUAGUUGGGAGGACGGGUACCGGCGGAACGGGAACGGGACUGGUGUGAGGGUUGAAACUCAGGCUUAUACCAAGCAGCAUUCCGAGGAGGCGGGCAGGGUGGUGGCGUCAACGUGGAGAGCCUGA
Fonsecaea multimorphosa CBS 102226 is the source of this 1227-nucleotide messenger RNA. RefSeq lists its product as uncharacterized. Gene Ontology annotation, biological process: proteolysis. The transcript is spliced from 2 exons. The record is from RefSeq and is a predicted model, not a curated record. The coding region runs from base 1 to 1227 and encodes 408 amino acids. Lineage: Eukaryota; Fungi; Ascomycota; Eurotiomycetes; Chaetothyriales; Herpotrichiellaceae.